Molecule: messenger RNA, 1173 nt
Organism: Xiphophorus maculatus (southern platyfish)
Lineage: Eukaryota; Metazoa; Chordata; Actinopteri; Cyprinodontiformes; Poeciliidae
Product: claudin-4-like
Exons: 1
Coding region: 50-691 (213 amino acids)
Biological process (GO): bicellular tight junction assembly; cell adhesion
Cellular component (GO): bicellular tight junction; plasma membrane
Molecular function (GO): structural molecule activity
Source: RefSeq, a predicted model, not a curated record
UUUCCACUGUUUUCUCGUUGAGUUCGGCGUGUCGCAGCAAGGCAGGAAGAUGGUCUCUCAGGGCAUCCAGUUCACCGGCAUAGUCAUAGCCUCGAUCGGCUGGCUGCUGGACAUUGUGGUGUGCGGGCUACCCAUGUGGAGGGUGUCCGCCUUCGUGGGCGCCAACAUCAUCACGGCUCAGACCAUCUGGGAGGGUUUGUGGAUGAGCUGUGUGGUGCAGAGCACGGGUCAGAUGCAGUGUAAGGUGUACGACUCCAUGCUGGCGUUGGAGCAGGACCUGCAGGCGGCCCGCGCCAUGAUCGUCGUCUCCAUCUUGUUGGGGAUCUGUGGGGUGUUCCUGGCCAUCGCUGGGGGAAAGUGCACCAACUGCAUUGAGGACGAGCGAUCCAAGUCGAAGGUCUGCAUCGUUUCUGGAAUUCUGUUCAUCCUCGCCGGGCUGCUGUGCCUCAUUCCCGUCUCCUGGUCCGCCAACUCCGUCAUCAGCAGGUUCUACAACUUGAUGAUAAUCGGAACGCCUCAAUACGAGUUGGGAGCGUCGCUGUACAUCGGCUGGGCAGCUUCCGCCUUGUUCUUGAUUGGAGGGGGGCUACUUUGCUGGAAUUGCCCCACCAUUGAGGGAGACCUUAACUACGUUUCCAAACCCAGAUUCACCCCAGUGAAGACCACUUCGUCAUCCAGAGAAUACGUAUAAAGUUUCCCUCCUAACACGGACACGAAGGCUCAAGACAGCUGACAUGUCAGCUCAUAUUUAUCUUACUGAUGAAUCCACGCAAAGUGUAAAUAUUGUACGAAUUCUCAGCUUUUGGCCAGUUUUAUGAGGGGUUUGAUCAUAAAAAGGCUUAUGAAAGGCUUUCUUUCAUAAUGAUUACUUUGGAAACGAUCUGUUUUAGUAAUCCAAGAAAUGAAUAUUUAAUUCCUUUUGAACAUUGCAAGAGAUUUUAUUAAAUGUCAUUGUGAUCAUUUGUAUUUUUAAAGAAAUUGACCCUAAUAACAAACACAUCUAUGUGUAAAUAAAUGCGUAAUGCUUUUUCCUUUACUUUUAAAUUCUUUUUGUUCUCCAUAUAGUCAUGUAACUUUACUUGUUUUUGUGUUUGUAAUGUAAAUACACUCUGUUAAAACUGAACUAUUACAUUAUAGUUCCGUGGAAAAUUUAAAAAUAAAAUAAAAUGUUAC